UUGUCUAAUUACUUUCGACACUCAAAUGAAAACCGCUCUAUAACGACAAGAACUUGUACUCACCGUCAUUUUUCCUUCAAACUAGCACAGACUUCUUGAUCGUCGAUUUAAGCAGUAACCGGAAUUUAACACUUUGCUCGUGUACGUUUCUCUUUUCAGAACUAAAAGUAAAUUGAUCAAGAUGAAGCCACGCCCUGCCUAUGAAACUGACAGCGGAAAAGGUUUUCCGGAUGUCGAUAACACAGCGCUGACUAUAAGUGGUCAGUUGGAGGAUGUCAUGGAGAGAAUUAAACUUAAUCCUGUCAAGGAAAUAAACCAUGAACAAAAAGGACCUCUUGAUCAUGACACCAAUGAACACAAAAUCUGUCCAGUGACUCAGACCUCUAAAGGGAGAUGUCCAUUUAGUGGUGCGACUGGAACGUUUGAGUUAAGGCCUCAAGAACCAAAGUAUUUGAGGCUGAAGAACUGGGUGGAAGAUAAACAAGCUGUGGAUACUCUGCAUCAAAAGGCAACAAACCCUCUCCACUGCACCAAUGGCCGGUGCACAGGUUCAGUAAUGUUCCCGUAUGGAGGAGAAAUCCCUUCACCGAGGCCUGCUGGGACACCAAGACCGAAAGAUGAGGUGAAGGUUCAUGCCCAGGACUUUCUUCAGCAAUACUACACAUCCAUCAAUCUUUGUGAUGGUGACGAACACCAAAAGAGGCUGACCGAGGUUAACAAGACUGUCGAAGAGACUGGGACCUAUGACUUGACAGAACCGGAACUGAUUUUUGCCGCCAAAACUGCGUGGAGAAAUGCCUCACGGUGCAUUGGGAGAAUUCAGUGGAACAAUUUACAGGUAUUCGACGCUCGUAACGUGAAGACCCCGAGAGAAAUGUUCGAAAUCCUCAAGAAACACUUGGAAUACGCGACUAAUGGCGGAAACUUGAGAUCUGUCAUUACCGUCUUCCCACAAAGGAAAGAACCAAGAAAGGACUUCCGGGUAUGGAACUCUCAACUGAUCAGGUAUGCCGGGUACGCACAGCCUGAUGGGACGGUGAUUGGCGAUCCAGCGAGUGUGGAGUUUACCGAGAUUUGUCAGUCAAUGGGUUGGAAAGGCAAAGGCGGUAGAUUUGACGUUUUGCCCCUGGUGUUACAAGCCAAUGGUGGACCCCCCGAGUACUUUGACAUUCCCGAGAACCUUGCCCUUCAAGUGAACAUCAAGCACCCAAAGUAUCCUUGGUUUGAGAAACUGGGUUUAAAAUGGUACGCCUUGCCAGCGGUUGCCAACAUGAUGCUAGACGCUGGAGGACUGGAAUUUACCGGAGCUCCAUUCAAUGGAUGGUACAUGGUGACCGAGAUUGGAGCACGUGAUUUAGGAGACCAACAGCGCUACAAUAUGUUGGAGGUGGUUGCCAAGAAGAUGGGCCUAGACACCAAGAGUAAUGCAUCCUUGUGGAAGGACUUUGCAAUGGUUGAAAUCAACUACGCUGUCCUUUACAGUUAUCAGGAAGCCGGUGUUACUCUCGCUGACCAUCAUUCCACUGCAGAGUCAUUCAUAAAACACAUGGAAAAAGAGAUCAAGGUCCGGGGUGGCUGCCCAGCAGACUGGGUUUGGAUCGUUCCUCCAAUGUCUGGAAGUGCUACACCUGUCUUUCACCAGGAAAUGCUGAACUACUUUUUGAAACCGAGCUACGAAUACCAGACUGAUCCGUGGCGGUUUUACAGUUCCUCAGGAGAACCCAAAAAGAAAAUAGCUUUCAAAACUGUGGCCAAGGCUGUUCGUUUCGCAGCUUUCCUUAUGAGAAAGAUUCUGUCUCAGCGAAAGAAGGCCACUAUCUUAUUCGCUACAGAAACUGGCAGAUCGGAAGGAUUCGCUCGGAAUUUGGCCAAGCUCAUGUCACACGCCUUCGACGUUAAGGUUUUGUGCAUGAAUGAAUACGAGCAUGCGCAGCUCACUCAGGAGACCUUGUUGUUUGUAGUUACCAGUACCUUUGGCAACGGUGAAUCCCCAGAGAAUGGGGCGAGCUUCUCAAGCUACUUACAGAGAAUGAAAGAGAGCACUGGCACAAGCCCAUUGAAAAACGUCAGAUAUUCCGUGUUUGCACUUGGUUCCAGUAACUACCCCAAUUUUUGUGCUUUUGGGCAUUACGUAGAUGACCACCUGAAGGAUCUUGGAGGAAAGUCAAUUCUGACCAUUGGAGAGGGGGACGAGUUAAAUGGUCAAGACGAAUCGUUCAGCGAAUGGGCUAAAAAUGUUUUUAAGGCGGCCUGUGAUUCAUUUGGCGUGAAUGAUGAAGUUGCGAGCAAAGUUGUCAGUGCAUCACUGAAGAACAUGUCAACCAGCUGGAGCCCAGGCCUCUACCGCUGGGUAGAAGAACGAAGAAAACCGAGCGACUUGUGUUCUUAUCUCUCCAAGACUUACAACAAGACCGUUAACCCCGCAAAAGUCAUUUCAGUGACUGAACUUCAAGCCAAAGAUUCGAGUCGCUCGACUAUCUUGGUUAGCCUGGAUACUGACAACAGAAAUGAGUUGACUUUCGAGCCAGGAGAUCACCUGGCUGUAUUUCCCGCCAACAAAGCCAGUCUAGUGCAGGAUUUGAUUGACAUGAUGCACGAGAAACCUGAUCCAAACCGGCCAAUCAGGAUUGAAGUCGCUCGAGAAGAUCCAGCCAAACCCGGUGGACCAAAAGAGUGGCAAGCUUUUAACCGGCUUUCCGUGGCGUGUACCUUAAGAGAAGCUUUGACCAGAUACCUUGACAUCACAAGUAUUCCGACACCUCAAAUGCUUCGCUACCUGUCAAAAUUGGCAACAAGCCCACUGGAGAAGAUGCAACUUGAAACCCUCGGCAAGGGUGGAUCCCGAUACGAUGACUGGGCUGUGAGGAAAGAGUGCAACAUAGUUGAGACACUGCUGGAAUUUCCCUCUGUACAAGUGACUGCUGACCUGCUAUUAACGCAGCUUCCGGCUCUGCAACCGAGAUUCUACUCCAUAUCCUCGUCUCCCGAUGUUCACGCCAACAAAAUUCACAUCACAGUAGCUGUAGUUGAAUAUAACAAAAGAGGAGGUCAAGGUCCACAUCACUCUGGCGUGUGCUCCACGUGGCUCAAAGGACUGAAAUGUGGUGACGUGAUACCUUGUUAUAUCAGACAUGCCCAGUCCUUCCAUCUUCCCACUGAUGGCUCGGUCCCGGUGAUCAUGAUAGGGAAUGGGACUGGCAUUGCACCUUUCCGGUCCUUCUGGCAGCAGCGGAUGUUCGAGUUGAACAACAGGUGUCCACCAGAGUCAUCAAAAACAGGCCGACGACAGUGGGGAGACAUGCUGCUGUUUUUCGGUUGCAGAAACUCUCAUGUGGAUGACAUUUUUCGACAUGAAACCCAAAAAGCAAAGCAAAGCAGAGCAAUUACCGAUGUGUUCACAGCUUACUCCAGACAAGAGGGAAGGCCUAAGAAAUAUGUUCAAGACCUCCUGAGGGAAGACUCGUCUAACAUCAACGACUUGAUAGUCAAUGACAGUGCACAUGUGUAUGUGUGUGGAGGAGCUGCCAUGGCUGAUGACGUCAGCAAAACCUUACAGACCAUGCUCGCUGAUCGCCUUAAUUCGUCUCCUGAAGACGGUUUGGAUUUCAUCAGGAAAAUGAAGUCAUCAAACAGAUACCAUGAAGAUAUAUUUAGUGUCCCCCAGAGAAACAAAGAACCAAAGGAUACAAGAAAACUAAACAAGGAAAGGGCGCUUUAAGAUGAACAUACCAGGCCUUCCGCAUCAAUAGGUCACAUGACCGGCCGUGCAAAUUA
Orbicella faveolata is the source of this 3774-nucleotide messenger RNA. RefSeq names its product nitric oxide synthase 1-like. The record is from RefSeq and is a predicted model, not a curated record. Gene Ontology annotation, molecular function: flavin adenine dinucleotide binding; NADP binding; calmodulin binding. Gene Ontology annotation, biological process: nitric oxide biosynthetic process. NCBI's taxonomy places the organism in Eukaryota, Metazoa, Cnidaria, Anthozoa, Scleractinia, Merulinidae.